Messenger RNA from Serpula lacrymans var. lacrymans S7.9, 1408 nucleotides. RefSeq lists its product as uncharacterized. Gene Ontology annotation, molecular function: ABC-type transporter activity; ATP binding; ATP hydrolysis activity. The record is from RefSeq and is a predicted model, not a curated record. Bases 9 to 1118 code for a protein of 369 amino acids. Gene Ontology annotation, biological process: transmembrane transport. The transcript has a single exon. Gene Ontology annotation, cellular component: membrane. Lineage: Eukaryota; Fungi; Basidiomycota; Agaricomycetes; Boletales; Serpulaceae.
UCCGUGCAAUGGCACUUGAACCCGUCCUCCAAGGACAAUUCGACAAGGCCGCGGCGCAAUGUCUCUCAACUGGUGUUCGAGGCGCAUUCGUCGAAGGAUGCACCUAUGGGGUUGCUAGUGCACUCAUCUAUCUCGCAGAGGCUCUUCUCUUCUACGUCGGCGCGGUUCUCAUGGCACGUGGAACGUACACCUACCUUCAGAUGGUUCAAACCUUGAACCUCGUCGUUUUCACGGUCACCAUCGGCAGUCAACUCAUGGCGUUCACUCAAAAGAUUGCCAAGUCUGUACAGGCCACCAAGGACCUCAAUGACUUGCUCAAACUUAACGUCGACAGCACAUCCGAGGCGCAAGGAGUCCUUCGUCCGAGGAUCGAGGGUGACCUUGUGUUUAGCGACGUAUCGUUCAGCUAUCCCUCGCGUCCAGGUGCACCCGUUCUCAACAACCUCUCUAUGAGGAUCGAAGAUGGAGAAUGCGUUGCCAUAGUUGGCUCCUCAGGCUGCGGAAAAUCAACGAUCGCAGCCAUGUUGCAAAGACUAUAUGAACCCGACUCUGGUGCCAUCUCGAUCGGCACGAACGAGCUUCGAGCCACUGAUGUGCAACACCUUCGCGAGCACGUCGCAGUUGUCAGCCAGAACCCUAAUCUUUUCGACGCCAGCAUCCGAGAGAACAUCGCAUAUGGACGAGUAGGCGACGACAUGACCGAAGCUGAGGUCGUCCGUGCAGCAAAGGCCGCGAACGUCCACGACUUCAUCGUGUCUCUUCCCCAGGGCUACGACACCCUCGUGGGCGAGAAUGCCUCGCUGAUUUCAGGCGGACAAGCUCAACGCCUCCAAAUCGCACGCGCGCUGGCCCGACCUGCCAAAGUGUUGAUUCUGGACGAGUGCACAUCCGCUUUGGAUCCCGCAAACCAAUCUGCAGUGCUUGACACCAUCCGUGGAGCCAAAGUGGGGAGGACGACGAUCAUGAUCACUCAUAAACUUGCUGUGAUGCAGAUGUGCGAUCGGAUUUUGGUCGUUGAGGAUGGGGAGGUGCGCGAGCAAGGCACGUACGAAAGCCUCAUGGAACGCAAGGGCGUGUUUUCCAAGCUGGCAAACGGUGGCGAAUGGAUGAGCGAGUGAUGUGCUAUUCAAUGACUUUUUUCUUCUUUCUUUCUUUCUGUAUUUCUCUGCUUGUGUUUUUUUAUCACUCUUUUCUAAGGUUAUUGAUUACAGUAUUGCUACAUUCGAUUUUCAUACUAUUCUUUCUUUGAUGCUUUUUACUUGUUUUCCCUUUGGAGUUUUCUUUGUUUUUGUUUUCAUGACUCAGUGACGAUUCUUAUACGACUACUCAUCUGUAGUAUUACCACACUCAUACAAUGUAUCCCCAGACAUCCAAAAUCAAUGAAUGUUACAGUAAAUUUCUCCAUGUU